This is a messenger RNA of Clupea harengus (Atlantic herring), 1216 nucleotides long. It is a transcript of the gene svild, whose product is annotated as supervillin-like. The record is from RefSeq and is a predicted model, not a curated record. The transcript is spliced from 2 exons. Gene Ontology annotation, molecular function: phosphatidylinositol-4,5-bisphosphate binding; actin filament binding. The annotation marks the transcript as partial. Gene Ontology annotation, biological process: barbed-end actin filament capping; cytoskeleton organization; actin polymerization or depolymerization. Lineage: Eukaryota; Metazoa; Chordata; Actinopteri; Clupeiformes; Clupeidae. Gene Ontology annotation, cellular component: cytoplasm; actin cytoskeleton.
UGUCUCUCUCUGUGUGUGUGUGGUCAGGACGAGAGUGUGCGUAAUAAGGUGACUCUGGUGAAGGACGUCCUGUCGCGUCUCUCCAAGAAGCUGUACUCAGUGGAGGAGCUCACCUCUAAACCCCUGCCUGAGGGAGUCGACCCCCUGCGCCUGGAGAUGUACCUGUGUGACGAGGACUUCCAGGGGCUGUUGGAGCUGACACGAGAAGAGUUCAAUGCUCUUCCGAACUGGAAGCAGCUCAAACUGAAGAAGAGCAAAGACCUCUUUUAAACACAGAACUUUUUAAAACAUACUCUAUUCAUGUGAGAGAAUGAGUGAGAGAGAGAGAGAGUGAAAGAGAGAGAGGGGGGGAGAGAGAGUAUACUUCUCUUGUCCUGUUUCUAUUUCUGUUUGUCUGGUCAAAAGGAUAGUCUUGUUCUUGUUUUUAUUUUCUUGUGAAACACAACUGUACAGUUUUACUUUUUUUAUUUUUUUCAUAAACCUUCAAUUAACCUGUCUCCUAUCCAGCAACAACCUGUAAUUCAACAACAUUGCUUUUAUAGCUGUUAAAUUUAGCUUCAUCAUACUGUAGCGUUGUAGUCACAGAGAGAGAGAGAGACUGACUACCCCUGUAUACCCAUCAGUGAACCUACGUGUCUGUCUCCUAUCUAAUCAUGUAUGGAACUAUAAAUAUGUAUUAUAAAUGUAUUAUUUUUGUUUUUCUUGAAGUUAUAAUUUUUACUCUGCCAUCAUCAAAACUGUGAGAGAAGGUGGAAUGUCACGUGCUUCGAACACUGCCACCGGAGGCUGAAUAUCAGACUGCAUGUCACCUUUGACCCCUUGACCUUUUGUCUCUUGAAAGUCACCUGUGCCAGUGAGGACACCUGUACCGCUCCGCUGUGUUCAGCGCGUGUAUCUGGACAGACCAGCACAAUGACAUGAAAUGCCUUCCUAGCCCCAGAUGUACCCCAGAUGUACCCCAGAUAUAUGCACAAACGCUAAAGUACUGUCAGGUCGGGGGGAACGGAAACGUGAGCGUUUUUUUUUAACAGUGUAAUUAAAGUGUUUUUAUUCAGAAUGGGUUUGCAUCAUUGGGGAGUCCAUAUCCAUACAGCUCUGAUUUCUGCCCCCUGUCCAAUAGCAUUGUGAGCUGGAGAGAGAGAGACCUCUUCAGCUCCUGUACAUGUCUCUCCCUGAAUAUUUAAAUAAACUAUGAUGUUCAUAUACUCUGAAAAAA